AUGCUACGCGAGACACCACCACCUGCUCCACGAGACACCACCAACUGCUACACAAGACACCACCACCUGGUGACACCACCACCACUACAGGAGACACCCACCACAACUACAGGUGACACCACCACCACUACAGGUGACACCACCACUACACAAUACCCCACCACUACACGAGACAUCACCACAACUACAGGAGACACAACCACAGCUACAGGUGACACCACCACUACACGAGACACCACCACUAUACGAGACACCACCACUACACGAGACAUCACCACAGCUACAGGAGACACCACAGCUACAGGUGACAUCACCACUACAGGAGACACAACCACUACAGGAGACACCAUCACCACUACAGGAGACACAACCAUCACUACAGGUGACACAACCACCACUACAGGAGACACUACCACCACUACAGGAGACACCACAACAGCUACAGGUGACACCACCACCACUACAGGAGACACCACCAACGCUACAGGUGAUACACCACUACAGGAGACACCAGCACCACUACACGAGACACCACCACCACUACACGAGACACCAUCACUACAGGAGACACCACCACCCCUACAGUAG
This is a messenger RNA of Haliotis rufescens (red abalone), 588 nucleotides long. RefSeq names its product autotransporter adhesin BpaC-like. The coding region runs from base 1 to 588 and encodes 195 amino acids. NCBI's taxonomy places the organism in Eukaryota, Metazoa, Mollusca, Gastropoda, Lepetellida, Haliotidae. The record is from RefSeq and is a predicted model, not a curated record. The transcript is spliced from 2 exons.